This is a messenger RNA of Nicotiana tabacum (common tobacco), 3085 nucleotides long. RefSeq lists its product as uncharacterized. Lineage: Eukaryota; Viridiplantae; Streptophyta; Magnoliopsida; Solanales; Solanaceae. The record is from RefSeq and is a predicted model, not a curated record. Gene Ontology annotation, molecular function: DNA binding; protein dimerization activity.
AAAUCAAAAUAUGGGCUGGGUACCGACCCGGAUGCCAAAGACUUCGGGAGGAGCCCAAAUAUAUUGAAGCACGUGAGCAUCACGUGAGAAGGCAAGAACCGAUCUUCUCGUUAACUCGCCCUAAAUAAUCGGCUGGGGCGAUUACAGCAAAAUUCCUCGGAUCGCCAUCGCCGAUUUUUCACCAACCACCGUCAAACACCGUCAACAACCACAAUAAUCACCAGUACAGGGGAAAAACCUCUCUUGCUUAGUCUAAAGUUAUGGUUAGAGGAAGAGAUUCAUGUUGGGAACAUUGUGUCCUUGUUGAUGCAACUAGACAGAAGGUAAGAUGUAACUAUUGCCGGCGGGAGUUCAGUGGAGGAGUUUACAGAAUGAAGUUUCAUUUGGCUCAAAUAAAAAACAAAGACAUAGUUCCAUGUGCUGAAGUCCCGAACGAGGUGAGAGAUCACAUUAGAAGCAUUUUAAACACUCCGAUGAAACAGAAAAAUCCUAAGAAACCAAAGCUGGAUCAAGCUGCCAAUGAUCAGCAAAGAAGCUCUUCAGCUAGUGGUGGACUCCAUCCUCUUCGUGGAUUUAGUGGAGAGAACGGUAGCCCUUGUCCUUCUAUUAUGUUUGCGCGCCAUUCUCCGAGUUCACAGCUAGCAGUUGAUGAUGCUCAAAAGCAAAAACAGGACAAUGCUGAUAAGAAUAUUGCUGCGUUUUUCUACCACAAUGCAAUACCUUUUACAGCCGCAAAGUCCUUGUACUAUCAGGAAAUGGUGGACGCGAUUCUUGAGUGCGAAGUAGGGUAUAAAGCUCCAUGUGCUGAAAAAUUGGGCGGUAAUCUUUUGGAAAAAGUCAAAGUCGAUAUUAACGACAAUCACAAGAGAUUAAAGGAUGAAUGGAAAGAAACGGGCUGUACAAUCUUGUGUGAUUGCUGGUCCGAUGGAAAGACUAAAUCCCUUGUGGUACUUUCUGUGGCAUGUGCCAAAGGGACAUUGUUCCUUAGGUCCGUAGACGUAUCUGAUCAUGCAGAUGAUCCUCAUUAUUUAUUUGGGUUGCUUGAAUCAGUUGUUCUGGAAAUUGGCAUGAAUAAUGUUGUCCAAGUUAUUACCGAUAGUUCUGCUAGUUACAUAUAUGCGGGAACGCUUCUCACAGACAAGUACCCUUCGGUUUUCUGGUCUCCGUGCGCUUCCCAUUGUAUCAAUAAAAUGUUGGAGGAUUUUAGUAAACAUGAGUGGGUGAAUUUUGUUCUUGACGAGGCAAAUACAAUCACAAAGUACAUAUACGGUAAUCACUGGAUUCUAAAUAUGAUGAGAAAAUUUUCAGGUGGAGAGGAGUUUGUUCGACCAAGAAUUACAAAAAAUGUGGCUAAUUUCCUUUCCUUAAGGGCCCUUGUGAUUCAAGAGGAUAAUUUAAAACACAUGUUUUCUCGUGCCGAAUGGUUGUCAUCUAUAUAUAGUAGGCACCACGACGUCCAGGCCAUAAAGUCAUUGUUGUGCCUUGAAAGAUUCUGGAGAUCCGCACGUGAAGCUGUCGCGGUGUCCGAACCGUUACUUAAACUGUUAAGGAUCAUGGAUGGAGACAUGCCAGCUAUGGCAUAUAUGUAUGACGGAGUGGAAAGAGCAAAGAUGUCCAUAAAAGCAUUCUAUAAGGAUGUUGAUGAAAACUUUGCGCCGAUUUGGGAUAUAAUUGACAGGAGAUGGAGCACGCUUCUUCAAUCCCCAUUACAUGCAGCAGCAGCAUUCCUUAAUCCUUCCAUUUUCUACAAUCCAAACUUUAAGAUUGAUUCAAGGAUCAGGAAUGGUUUUCAAGAAGCCAUGACGAAAAUGGCGUCCGAGGAUAAAGAUAUAAUAGAAAUUACUAAAGAACAUCCCAUAUACAUAAAGGCUCAAGGUGCUCUAGGGACUGAUUUUGCAAUAAAGGGCAGGACACUGAAUGCCCCAGCUGAUUGGUGGAUGGGUUAUGGUUACGAAAUUCCAAGUCUACAGAGAGCUGCUAUACGGAUUUUGAGUCAACCUUGCAGUCUGCACUGGUGUAGAUGGAACUGGAGCACUUUUGAUAGUGUUCAUAGCAAAAGACGGGACAGGUUGGAGCCUGAUAGAUUUGACGAUCUUGUUUAUGUGCACUUCAAUCUCUGGUUACAGGCAAUUGUAAGAAGUAAAGAUAGCAAAUGUAAGCCAAUCAAUUUUGAUGAAAUAGAUGUCGGUGCUGAAUGGCCUACUGAAGCUGAAGUUGUAUGCACUUUCUUGGAUGAUUCCUGGUUGCACACUGCACCCAUUGAAGGCAGAGGAAUGGAGCCAGAAAGUUUGUUAACAUGAAGGUGCAGAGUUUUGAGCUCAGAAUGGAGCCAGAAAGUCUAUUAACAUGAAGAAACAGAAAUUGCAAGUUUCUCAAAUUGCCAAAUGAAGCAGGAAUUGGACCAGCAAGUUGAUUACGCGAUAAUUCCAGAUCCAUGAGGUUUUCCAGAUUUCCCAACUCACUAGGAAUGGAGCCAGAAAGUUUGUUAACAUAAAGCAGGAAUAGGACCAGACAAUUCAUUGGAGAAAGCAUAGAAAUUUUUUGCAUUGAUCAAGUUACCUAUUUCUAGAGGAAUAUGAUCUGUUAAUUGGUUUUUCUGAAGACGAGCUUCAACAAGAUUGACAAGUGCGCCAAUUUGUGGCGGGAUUGUGCCUGAAAUCUGAUUAGUCGACAAGUCAAGAUAGACAAGAUUAGUGAGUUUGCCUAUUUCAGGUGGGAUAGUGCCAGAGAGCUGGUUCAUGCUAAUAUCAACAUAUUCAAGAAAAGGGAGGGACGAAAAUGGAAAAUCAUAGAGCGUGCCAAUGACACCAACAUUUGUAAUAUUCAACUUGUUUACCCUACCGUUGACGCAUAUAACUCCAUACCAGCCCCUGCAUGCAUCAGAACUUAGUUUCCAAGAAGCCAACAAGGUAUUAUUCUGGUUUUGGAAAGUGGCUUUCCAUUUGAGGAGAGCAGUUGCUUCCUCAGUGGAAGCAAAAGUAAAUGUGAAGAGAUAUAAGAAAGUGAAAAACUGAAUUAAAAAAUUGUUCUUGGAAUCUUCAUUAUGGCUAAAGGAUUUAAGUUGUUUAUUUUGUUUAUUGAUGAA